This is a messenger RNA of Abrus precatorius (Indian licorice), 2377 nucleotides long. Its product is annotated as probable inactive leucine-rich repeat receptor-like protein kinase At3g03770. NCBI's taxonomy places the organism in Eukaryota, Viridiplantae, Streptophyta, Magnoliopsida, Fabales, Fabaceae. Bases 1 to 2319 code for a protein of 772 amino acids. The record is from RefSeq and is a predicted model, not a curated record. Gene Ontology annotation, biological process: protein phosphorylation. Gene Ontology annotation, molecular function: protein binding; protein kinase activity; ATP binding. The transcript has 8 exons.
AUGGCACCAAAACCAGUUGCCCAUUCCUAUCUACUCCUUUUAAUCUUGUUUCUUGUCAUCCAACUUUCUGAGCAGUUAGAGUUUUCUCAGUCUCAGACACUUCUCAAAGUUGAACAACUUCUUGGCUAUCCAUCAGCACUAGGAAGCUUCAGCAGCACCACAGAUUUUUGCAACAUUGAACCUACCCAAUAUUUGACACUAGUCUGCUACGAGGACAGCUUGACACAGCUGCAUGUUGUUGGCAACAAUGUGUUUACCUCAUUGCCUCAAAAUUUUUCAUCAGACACUCUAUUUGCCACACUAGGUAGUCUAUCAAGCUUGAAAGUCCUCUCUUUGGUUUCUUUGGGUCUCUGGGGGUCUCUACCUGAAAGCAUUGCUCAGUUAUCUUCAUUGGAAAUACUUAACAUUAGUUCAAAUCACUUCAAUGGAGCUAUUCCAGCUCAACUUUCACUUCUGAGGAACCUACAGUCAGUGGUACUUGAUGAUAACAACUUCAAUGGUCAAAUUCCAAACUGGAUAGGGUCCCUUCAAGGUUUGGCUGUUCUAAGUAUGAAGAACAACUGGCUUAGUGGGAACCUGCCAACUUCAGUGAAUGCUCUUCAUACCUUGAGAGUUUUAGAUCUAUCAAAUAAUCAGUUAUCUGGGGAACUACCACAUCUUCACCAUUUGGAAAACCUUCAAGUACUUCACUUGGAAAACAACACAUUUGGACCUCAUUUUCCUUCUCUCCCCACCAAGUUAGUUUCUCUUGUGCUUAGAAAUAACAGCUUCAGGCUUGGUGUCCCUUCUGAUUUAAGCUCCUUCUAUCAGCUCCAAAAGCUGGACCUCUCAUUGAAUGGUUUUGUGGGGCCAUUUUCACCAUCUUUAUUGUCACUACCUUCCAUCAAUUACCUUGAUAUUUCUUCAAAUAAAUUCACUGGGAUGCUUUACAAUAACUUGUCAUGCAAUGAUGAUCUCCACUUUGUAAAUUUAUCUUCAAAUCUUCUGAAAGGGGAACUUCCCACUUGUUUAGAACCAAAGACCAGGGUUGUUUUGUAUGCCAGAAACUGCUUAUCAAACAAGAACCAAGAUCAGCACCCUUCAGAUUUCUGCAGCAAUGAGGCAUUGGCAGUGAGAAUUAUACCUCAUCAACAGAAGCACAAGAGAACAACUGGUAAAGCAGUGCUUGUGUCUAGUAUGGGAGGUGUUGUUGGUGGAGUGUUGAUUUUGGGAGUGGUUGUUUUGGUUGUUAGCAGAGUUCAUAAGAAAGAAGUUGUGAAGACACCCUCAAGGUCCAUAAUAGAACAUGUAUCAUCAGCAAACACAGCAAAACUACUCACAGAUGCAAGGUAUAUAUCAGAAACAAUGAAGAUGGGAGCCAGCCUUCCUGCUUAUAGGACCUUUGCUUUGGACGAACUUAAGGAAGCUACAAAUAAUUUUGAUGAAUCAUAUUUCAUAAGUGAAGGCCCACAUGGUCAGAUAUAUAAAGGGGUGCUCUCUGAUGGAAUGAAUAUUGCUAUUAGGAGUUUGAAAAUAAGAAAGAGACACAGUCCUCAGUCCUAUAUGCACCAGGUUGAGUUGAUUUCGAAGCUUAGGCAUUCACACUUGGUGAGUGCUCUUGGGCAUUCUUUUGAGUGCAACCAGGAUGAUUCAUGUGUAAACACUAUCCAUCUCAUAUUUGAGUUUGUUCCAAACAGAAGUUUAAGAAGCUAUGUCUCUGGAUCUUCUGGGGAAAAGCUUUCUUGGACUCAGAGAAUAGCAGCUGCAAUUGGAGUGGCGAAAGGCAUUCAAUUUUUGCACACAGGGAUAGUGCCUGGACUAUACCUAAAUAAUUUGAAGAUAACAGAUAUUCUUUUGGAUAGCAAUCAUAAUGUUAAAAUAAGCAGUUAUAAUCUGCCACUCUCUUCUGAAAAUAAAAGAAUGGGUAGCAAUGGAACAUCCCCUGGAUUAAAAGGAAAUGUCCAAGCAAGGAUAAAGGAUGCAGACAAGAAUGAUAUCUAUGAUAUUGGAGUAAUCUUGCUAGAAAUCAUUCUGGGACGACCAAUAAUGUUCCACAAUGAAGUUGGAACAUUAAAGGAUCUUUUACAUGUCAGCAUCAAAACUGAUGAUAUAGCUAGGAGGAGUAUUGUUGAUCCAGUAGUUCAUAAGGAGUGUUCAGAUGAAUCAUUAAUGACAAUGAUGGAUAUAUGUGUAAGGUGUCUCUCUAGUGAACCAAAUGAAAGGCCUUCUGUGGAAGAUAUUCUCUGGAAUUUGCAGUUUGCAGCACAAGUUCAGAAUUCAUGGAGAAGAGACUCAAAUGAUCACAGAGAAUCACCUGCAUCAUCUUCUAAGGAGACAUAAGAUUUAUAUGAAGUUUCCAAAAACUAAUAGGAUGUAUGCUACCAUGUACAAAAGUCAA